AUGUUACUAGUUACAGUUCUCUUCUACACACUGACAAUUGUCACUUCGGCAACAGACACAUUUGCUGUUCAUCAUCAUAUUACGUACAUUGUAUCAGAAUCCAAACGUCAGAUGCUCACAAAACGAGGAUUUAUCGACGAAAGUCAAACAAACUUACAAGUAAUUGGUUUAUUUGAUGAUAAUAAUGACGACUAUGAAGCAACUGAUGUUCAUGCCAUCAAUCGGAUACAGCUAAUACUCGAUCGAAUGCGUAAGCCACUUCUACGAGUACUGUUCUCGACGUCGUCAUCUUCGGUAUCAACUAGUUCAAUCAGCCGUCCUAUUAAUUUAAUCAUUUCGGAUUUAUUCAUUUUACCACCAAUAUGGGAAGGUUAUAAAAGAAAUAUAGUUACUUAUCUGUUUGUACCGAAUAAUCUGAAAGCUUAUUUGGCUUAUAUGGAUGCAUCAGUAGAGAGAGUAAACAGUAACGAGGCGGGUCUUGAUUUCGAUCGUUUUUUACACAAAACCAUUUCUCUCGCUAAAGGGCUUAUAUGUAAUUCUAUGCGUGAUCUAGACAAAAAAUUCUUAAAAGAAUUACGACACCAAACAACAGUGCCUGGUUCAGAUAAACCUGUUCACUUUGUUGCUCCGCUCAUGUCUGAAGAUUUCAAUCAAAAACAAAAUACAGCCGAUGCGGCAAAUAUUAAACAAUGGCUAGACGAGCAAUGGGUGAAAGCCAAUCAAACACCAUCAGUGAUUUAUAUUAGCUUUGGGUCAUGGGCAUAUCUUCAAGGUAAACAGCUGAAGGAAAUUAUUCGUGCACUCAAAGUAUAUCCUAUCAUUUGGUCAUUGAAACCUAAUCUACAACGAUCAAUUUCAUCAUCUUGGAUAAAUGAAGACAAGCAUCUUCUACUUCCAUGGGUACCACAACGUUUGGUUUUAACGCAUCCUGCAAUACGUCUAUUCAUCUCACAUGGUGGCUGGAACAGUUUACUCGAAGGCAUGUUCGCUGGUAGACCGACACUUAUCUGGCCUCUCUUUGGAGAUCAAAUUAUCAAUGGACAACGGUUAGACCAUGAACUCGGCAUGGGUCGAUGUUUACAGGCGACAGACUAUGCUAAUGGGCAAAGACUUGUCACUAGCGAUGAACUUCGGCGACAUGUUGACGAUAUAUUCGAUCAAGAAACGGAUUAUAUUCGAAAAGCGAGAAAAGUUCAAAUGAUGAUGUUUAAUGCGCGUGAAAAUAGUUCACGAAUAGACUUGGAGAAAAUUAUCAGAAUCGCCCAUAAUCNGUAUGAUCGAGCUCGAAUAAAAGAUCGUCAUGGUGAUAAUGAUCCUCAUAAACGUGCGAAAGAAAUAAUCAAGAAACUUGACAUAAACCAUGAUAAGAAAAUAAGCAAAGAAGAAUUUAUUCAAGGAUGUCAACGUGAUGAAGUCAUUGCUAAACUUCUGGCUCCUGCACUGUAA
Messenger RNA from Adineta ricciae, 1446 nucleotides. The record is from the annotation of a GenBank genome assembly. Lineage: Eukaryota; Metazoa; Rotifera; Eurotatoria; Adinetida; Adinetidae.